AUGUUCAAUUUCUCAAACAACGCCGGCCAGAACGGUCAGGCUGGCCAAGCCAAUCAAACGUUCCAGUUUGGAUCAAAACCUGCCCAAGACCAAAACGCUUCAGCACCAUCCACGUUCAAUUUCGGAAGUGGAAACUCUAAUGAUACGGCUGCAAGCAAGCCCGCGUUUUCUUUCUCUGGUAAUAAUAGCAACGCUGCUCCAUUUGGAGCAGCAAGUUCAAAUACAGAAAGCAAACCUUCACUUUUCGGAUCAAGCACCGCUGCUCCAGCAGCUCAGCCUAGUCAAUCUCAGCCAUCUCUGUUUGGAGGUGCUUCCACCCCAGCUAAAUCAGACGCCAAACCAGGUUUCUUCUUUGGAAACUCCAACAACACAUCAAAUAGUACGUCACUGUUUGGAGGACAGAAAACGGACGCCAAACCAGCAGGCUUCAAUCUUGGGGCUUCGCAAACGUCUGACGCUAAACCACAGACCUCAGGAGGUCUCUUUGGCGGGGCACAAUCCCAGCCAGCUGCAUCUUCAACCGCUCCUGCAGCAGGCGGAUUUAGCUUUGGUGCAAAAACGGACAAGCCAGCUGAAUCCAAGCCUCUGUUUGGAUCUACUUCUGCAACGUCUGGUUCAAAACCAUUGUUUGGAGGAUCUGAUGCAACUGCCGCUCCUGCUGCUGAUAAACCAGCCGAGAAGCCUGUGCUCUCUUUUGGAGCUUCAUCCGCACAGCCAGCGGCAAGCAAGCCAGCCUUUGCGUUCGGUGCAACCAGCGGUAAUAAAACAGAUGCUCCAGCCCCAGCUUCAUCUUCAGCUGUAUCCACGACUUCAUCUCUCUCUUUUGGCCAAAAGAAAGACGAUUCAAAACCGGCAUUUUCAUUUGGGGAGAAGAAGGACGAGCCAAAACCAGCGGCCGCGCCAAGUUUCUCUCUUGGAGGUUCUAAGCCUGACGCAUCGAAACCAGCCUCAGGCUUCUCCUUUGGAGGAUCUAGUAUAACAGCCAGUACUGGUGCUGCUAAUGGAACAAAAGCUGAAGCCAAGCCCGCAACAACAGGAUUCAGCUUUGGUACCAAGCCAGACGAUAAAGCAGCUGCCACUCCAGCUGCCCCUUCUUCGUUUUCUUUCUCUGGAGCCAAGACUGAGACAAAGCCAGCAGCAACAGGUUUUAAUCUGAACGUUUCGAAAGAUUCUGAGAAGAAGGAGGAUGCUAAACCAGCUGAGAAAAAAGAGGAGCCUAAGGCAGGAGGAUUUGCUUCUGGCACAAUUGACAAACCACAGGUGAAACUCGAAGAUAUCAAGCCACAACCUAUGUCUAUCAAGAACAAGACGCUUGAAGAUCUCAUAACUAAAUGGACUAACCAGCUUUCUUCUUCAACCAAGAUUUUCGAAAACUACAGCGACAAAAUCAACCACUGGGACCAAGUUUUGGUGACAUCGUCUGAGAAGAUUUCGAAGUUGUACGCUGACUCAUUGACGUGUGAUCAGAAGCAGUCCAAAGUUGACCAGACCCUUUCAUAUAUCGAAAAACAGCAAGAAGAGCUCGAUAAACUGCUAGAUGGCUACGAGAAACAAUCGGAGUCGUUACUUGCUUCUGUUCAGCAGGUGAAUACAACAAAUGGUAACGAGAGAGUUUUCACCAAUGAUCAAAUUAGAGAAAAUUCGUACAGACUUGCCGAGAGUCUUGAGAACAAGCUUGAUUCUUUGGGAACUAAUUUCUCUUCAUUAAUUUCGGAAGUGAACGAGGUGAGCGAUUCCUUUAACAGAUCAUUACUUUCUACGAGCUCCAAGAGCCUGGAAGAGAAGACCUCUCUUGAAGAUAUUCUGAAACUGUUGAACAACCAUCUGGAGAGUCUUAACUGGAUCGAGAAGAACGAGGGAAUGUUGAAAGAGCAGAUCGAAACGUUGAAAAAUUCUACUGUGUAA
Molecule: messenger RNA, 1905 nt
Organism: Ogataea philodendri
Lineage: Eukaryota; Fungi; Ascomycota; Pichiomycetes; Pichiales; Pichiaceae
Exons: 1
Coding region: 1-1905 (634 amino acids)
Biological process (GO): RNA export from nucleus; protein import into nucleus
Cellular component (GO): nuclear pore; nuclear pore central transport channel
Molecular function (GO): structural constituent of nuclear pore; phospholipid binding
Source: RefSeq, a predicted model, not a curated record